Molecule: messenger RNA, 1848 nt
Organism: Cucumis sativus (cucumber)
Lineage: Eukaryota; Viridiplantae; Streptophyta; Magnoliopsida; Cucurbitales; Cucurbitaceae
Product: BTB/POZ domain-containing protein At3g49900
Exons: 4
Coding region: 46-1677 (543 amino acids)
Molecular function (GO): protein binding
Source: RefSeq, a predicted model, not a curated record
AAUGCCUAUGAGAAUGAACGAAACCAAAUUUCAUAAAGCUUCCAAAUGCACACUCCCCCAAAGACCAGAGACGCGACCUUCAACGAAAUGAAGGAAACAGAUGAUUUUACCGUUUGGCAAAACCUUCGCGCCGUCGAUACAAUUUAUGAAGAAGAUUAUUAUGAGUUUUCCUCCUCCUCCUCUUCCCUCUCUCCACCUCUCUCUCCGCCGCCUCCACCACCUCCCAACCAUCUCUAUUCCAGAGUUCGUCAAUGGUGUAAUGUAACUGGAAUUAAGACAGAUGUUUGUAUUCGAGUUAAUGGGCAAUGUUUUCAUCUCCACAAGGAUCCUCUGGCAUCCAAAUCAUCAUAUUUAAAGCGACAAUUGGCCACAGCAUCCGACGUUACCCUCACUCCACCGCUCAAAUUAACCUCCAAAAUAUUCACUCUAGUCGCCGAUUUUUGCUACGGUGCUCCCAUCUUAAUAACGCCCUUCAACGUCGCCGCACUUAGAACGGCGGCGGAGUUGCUCGAAAUGUCCGACACGGAAAAUAAUACCAACGACGAAAACUUGGUGGACGUCACCGAAAAAUACUUCCGCCGAGUGGUGGCCGUGAACCGGGAUUAUGCAUCGGUGGUGUUCCGGUCGUGUUUGGAGCUGCUGCCGGAGGCUGAAACCAUGGCGUAUUUGGGUAGUAGAUGUCUUGAAGCCUGGAGUUUGGAGGAUGAGGGAGAUAAUGGAGACAUUACCUGCUUUGAAGAUUUCAAAUGCGUGGAUGUGGAGAAUUUUAUGGUCUUGGCUUCGUCGCUGAACCGCCGGUUUAAAUGCCAUGAUUUAAUCUACAAUAUCGCUCUUCUUUAUCUCAAGGGACGUGGAGGAAAGAUCACAGAAGACCAAAAGGUAUUAAUAUGCAAUUUCAUAGACUGCGACAAGCUCUCCCCCAACUUACUCCUACACGCAGUUCAAAACCCACUGAUGCCCCUCAGAUUCGUGGUCCGCGCCAUGCUAAUCGAACAGCUCAAUACUCGUCACUCCAUUUUCUCCACCACUACGGUCGCCGCCGCAGCCACCAAACCUCUACCGCCGCGUCCUGUUCCCAAGGACCCCCUCACUCUCGGCGCAAUUCUCAAGCGCGACGCCGCCGCUCGCGAGUCGGCCAAGUUAAAGGCGGCCAUGCACGCCACAAAUUCUCGCAUACGAACCCUCGAAUCCCAACUCUCCUCCAUGAAGAAGAAGCUCCAAGAUUCUGAGAAACAGAGGAGUUUGUCCCAGGACGCUGGCCGUGGUCGUUCCGCUAGCUUUCAUUAUGGUGACGAGAAGAGUAGCUGUGAUAAUAAUAAUAGCAAGGUUGUGGCUAGAGGCCAACGUGGGUCCACUUCCUUUUCUGUUUCUCGAAUGAGUGCUGAUUUUAAAACAGAUUACUUUAAGUUUGGUGGUGGGUGCAAGCCAUCCUCGGAUCGUGGGUCGUCGUCGAAUCAUGAAGGGGCUAGGAAAUCUGGGAGAAGUAGUAGUUUUGGACAGAGAUUGAUGAAUGGGAUUAAGAAUGUGUUUCGGGUGUCGAGUUUAGGAGAAACAGAGAGUAAAGUUCAGAACAGAGGUGAUGAAGAGGAAGGGGAAGAUUUGUUUGAAGAGGAGGGAGAUGAUGAUGGGGAUGAUGAUAUUGUUGUAAUGAGAAGAAAUCAGCUUUAUGUUAAUUAGUUGUUGGUUUAUUUAGUUAAGAGCUUUUAGUUUUUUAGUGUACGUUUUCGAAUUUAUUCUUCCUGUUGGUUAAGGCAACUUGUACAUGUACAUGUAGAUGUAGGAUUGAACUUGGUAAGUAUAGGUUCAAGGGUGAAGCUUCCUAAAAAUAUGAAAUAAUAUUACAACUAA